AUGCUUCAGCGAAGUAUUCCUCGUCUUGUGCGUGACCCAGUGCCAACGGAUACCAAAGCCUUUUAUUCGUGGUUCAGCGGGCAGGCAUACCGUCAGGAACGUGUGAUACCCGGUGGCUAUCCAGCCGUGCGUGUGUAUCCUGUGUACGGCAAGCGGUGGUUUACGGGCCGGACUGUGAUGGCUAUGAUCGCAGGAUUUUCUUUGUUUGGAGCGUGGUUUCGUCCUGAAAAGGAGCGGUAUAACAUGGAGAUGAUGAUUGAAUGGUCGGAACGGCAAGCUGCUCAUCUGCCUUACCAAAAGGCAGAAGUUAAUCUGCGAUGCCUUAUAACCAGUUACAAGCGUCACCGCUACGAACAAGAAAAUCUUAUCGACAAGGGGUUUGUAGGUUUGACUUCAGAGUUCAGAAAAUUUUUUUACCACGACGAUGUAUGGCGCCCGCCUUUGCACGAUGUUCUCAUGCAUCCAUAUGCGAAAUUUGGUGGCCCCUUGUUCAGUUAUAACUGGACAAUUGGAUACUUCUAA
Messenger RNA from Trypanosoma cruzi, 522 nucleotides. RefSeq lists its product as uncharacterized. Lineage: Eukaryota; Euglenozoa; Kinetoplastea; Trypanosomatida; Trypanosomatidae. The record is from RefSeq and is a predicted model, not a curated record. The transcript has a single exon. The coding region runs from base 1 to 522 and encodes 173 amino acids.